Molecule: messenger RNA, 2003 nt
Organism: Mesitornis unicolor (brown roatelo)
Lineage: Eukaryota; Metazoa; Chordata; Aves; Mesitornithiformes; Mesitornithidae
Gene: SESN1
Product: sestrin 1
Exons: 9
Coding region: 90-1373 (427 amino acids)
Biological process (GO): positive regulation of macroautophagy; regulation of response to reactive oxygen species; cellular response to L-leucine
Cellular component (GO): nucleus
Molecular function (GO): L-leucine binding; oxidoreductase activity, acting on peroxide as acceptor
Source: RefSeq, a predicted model, not a curated record
UUGGAGUAAGAAUUCCUAGACCACUGGGACACGGACCAAGCAGAUUCAUCCCAGAGAAGGAGACGGUUCAGGUGGGAAGCGAGGACGCCAUGAUGCACGCGCUGUUUGCAGACUCCUUUGCCGCGCUGGGCCGCUUGGACAACGUUACCCUGGUGAUGGUUUUCCACCCACAGUAUCUCGAAAGCUUUCUGAAAACUCAGCACUAUCUGCUGCAGAUGGACGGUCCGCUCCCGCUUCAUUACCGGCACUACAUCGGGAUCAUGGCUGCGGCGCGACAUCAGUGCUCGUACCUUGUGAACCUCCACGUGAACGACUUCCUUCAUGUCGGUGGAGACCCGAAAUGGUUGAAUGGUCUGGAAAACGCACCUCAAAAACUGCAAAAUUUAGGAGAACUGAACAAAAUGUUGGCUCACCGACCCUGGCUUAUCACCAAGGAACAUAUUGAGCAACUUCUGAAGACUGAAGAGAACAGCUGGUCCCUGGCAGAGCUGAUCCACGCGGUCGUUCUCCUCACACACUACCACUCCCUCGCGUCCUUCACGUUUGGUUGUGGGAUCAGCCCGGAGAUCGACUGUGAAGGGGGUCACACCUUCAGGCCCCCUUCCGUCAGUAACUACUGCAUAUGCGAUAUUACGAAUGGUUACCACAGCGUGGAAGAAAUUCACGCCAGCCCCACUGGAAGUAUUCCAUCAACAGAGUCUGUCUGUGAAGUUGAAGCUCUUAUGGAGAAAAUGAAGCAGCUGCAGGAGUGCAGAGACGAAGAGGAAGCCAGCCAAGAAGAGAUGGCCACACGCUUUGAGAGAGAGAAGAGAGAAAGCAUGUUUGUGUGCUCUUCAGAAGAUGAAGAAUCGGCAGCAACAAGAGACGUGUCCCGGCACUUUGAGGAUACCAGCUAUGGGUACAAGGACUUCUCCAGACACGGGAUGCACGUGCCCACCUUUCGCGUUCAGGACUAUUCCUGGGAAGACCAUGGCUAUUCCUUGGUGAAUCGCCUUUACCCAGAUGUGGGACAGCUGCUUGACGAGAAGUUUCAUAUUGCUUAUAAUCUGACUUACAACACAAUGGCCAUGCACAAAGAUGUGGAUACCUCAAUGCUAAGACGAGCUAUUUGGAAUUAUAUUCAUUGUAUGUUUGGAAUAAGAUACGAUGAUUAUGACUAUGGUGAAAUUAAUCAGUUGUUGGACCGCAGCUUUAAAGUUUAUAUCAAGACUGUGGUUUGCACUCCUGAAAAGACCACAAAGAGAAUGUAUGAUAGCUUCUGGAGGCAGUUUGAACACUCUGAGAAGGUCCAUGUAAAUUUGCUUCUGGUAGAAGCUCGGAUGCAAGCCGAACUACUUUAUGCUCUGAGAGCUAUUACACGCUAUAUGACCUGAUGUCUCUGCUGCCUGCCGACGCCAGAAUGUUCCGCAGCUGCAGUGGCAGAGGAAGAUACGAAGCCUCAGGACCAAGGGUAGCUAUAAGUUAAGAUGCCCAUUGUGCCAUAACUCCUUUAGUUUCAGCUAUUUCCAUGUUUGGAACAUCACUGCUGCCACUCGGCAGCGAGCGCUUGGCAGUGGACAGGGUUGUGCGGAAGCGCUGCCUGCUCAUGGUAUUUUGGCUUUAGACAGCACGGGACACUCUACGAACUUGUGGCAAUAUAGCAAAUGAUAGAUACGUACAUAGAUCUUGUGUUAAGGCAAAUACUACGGGAGCUGGAGCGUGAAAAGAAGUGGGACUUGGUGACACUUGCUUUCCCAUUUAGAAAAUCUUGAUGCUGCUAUUUGUGCUGGUGGAGUGAACAGACACAGGCUGUUCCAGUUAAGCUAAACGUGAAAGUGAGCACUGCUAUUGUCUGAGCCUUUAUUGUGUGUGGUUUCAAAAAAGCCUUGUUAUUUAGAUUUCUUUUUUAAUCAGAACUAAACCUCUUCUGUCCACACUGAUAAUUUGAAAGAUAGCAGUCAAUUUUCUCAAAUAGCUUAGCCUUAAAAUGCAUUAUUUGGUGAGCUCCAAAGUGCAAUGGUCUU